Messenger RNA from Aureobasidium subglaciale EXF-2481, 2604 nucleotides. RefSeq lists its product as uncharacterized. The coding region runs from base 147 to 2234 and encodes 695 amino acids. The record is from RefSeq and is a predicted model, not a curated record. The transcript has a single exon. NCBI's taxonomy places the organism in Eukaryota, Fungi, Ascomycota, Dothideomycetes, Dothideales, Saccotheciaceae. Gene Ontology annotation, cellular component: microtubule organizing center.
UUGCGUGUCUUUGACCCUGUCUCUCUUUCACAACUGCCUCGUCACCGCUUUUCCUCACUUUGGAUUGACGGCGUCACUAUUCCAUGUCUACUUAUCAGAGCAUGAUCACGAUUGCAUCCUCCUAAACUCACAACGUCUUACGCGACAUGACUAACCCAGCAUCUCCCUAUCUACUCGAUCGUCUACAGGCGCGACGCGCAAAUCCAGCAACCAGGUCGCGCCGCUCAGACUCAACUUCGAGACUUAGCAACUUGGAUGAUGAUUUGUUUAUCGACGAGGCCAGAUCCUCAGCCAACGACAACCUAACGACAACACCUAACAACGCUCAUGCCCCCGUCAAUGCCACUGCAUCUCUCGGCGCCCGCGAAAUGGAGAAACGCAUGGACAAACUCUCCAAGCUCAACUUUGACCUGAAACUUGAGCUGUUCCACUGUCGCGAGCGCAUGGCGAAAUUGCAAGACAACUGCAAACUACUGGCAUCUCGCGCAGAGGACGCCAACAGGCUCGUCGAAGAGAACGCUACACUUCUCGAUCUCAACGACAGCCUAGUUAAGGAAUUGGAGCACCGCGACGAAGCCGUUCAAGAAGCUGUCUCCAUCAUUUGUGACCUAGAAGAGAGGCUUGAGCGAAGCCAACAAUCGCAACAGGCCCGUAGCGAUCUAACAGAAGCGCCGGCGCCUACGUAUGCCGCUUCAUCAUCACCCUACCCACAGGCUAUCCUUCCACCGCCGAAGGCCGACAAGUCAGCAAUCGCCCGACCGAGCUCAGCUAGUCCACAAAAGCGUAUACCAUCCUUUGUGGGUGACGAAAAACCAAACACACGGGCUCUGAGAAGCGUCUAUCUGGAACCAACGCCAAUGUUGCAUGCUGUCAAGAGCUUCGCAUCAUUGAUGCCGCAAAGAGAAGAUGUCGACAAAUCGGUCUCUGAUGUUGACACUCUGGAUUCACCACGUCUCAGUGUCUUGAGUGAAAGUAGUUUCCCGAGCAUCUACGAUCUGCCCAGGGGCCAAGACAAUGUCAAGUAUGGUUCGGAUAAUAUCACCAUUUCUGACAGUCAACUGGAGAAUAUCUCGCGAAACGCCGGAAGCAAGCGCGACUCGGGCAGCGACAUCAAUUCUUGGAUGCAGGUGCAAACACCCCAAUCUUCCGUCCAAUCUUCGGAAAGAGGUGUACAACAACCGAUACAGUUUACUGCGCCCUCUCAAUUCAUGCCAAAAAGGACGCCGUCGCUCAAGGCCUCGACGUUCGGGGCCUUGCUACCACCAACACCGGAUAGCGCAAGCACCAGCCUCUUGCAAGAUUCAUACAUGACCGGUCAGUCUACGCAUAGAACGACCGCAAAUCUCCCGAACGCAGAGAAGCACGCAGCGCUACUACACACCCCCGAACCUCCGAGUGUCGUUGAUAUGAGCAAGGAGGAAGCUAGGCCGGACGCAAAGCACGUAUUGACUGGUGCUGGAUGGUUCAACAGGCAUAGUGUAUCUCUCUCUUCAACUGAUGAGGAAGAUGGCGACUACGAGCAAUCGCACGGCCUCCGGACCGGUAGUGCUGGUUCAGAUGGAUCGUAUCCUAAUGGCGGCUCCAUCUUGAAAGGCACACCUUCCAGAUUUCAAGUCCGCCGUAACAUCUCUUCCACUAGGGGCACGGGCUUUGAAGGACGAGGUCUAACCACGGAUGAUAAGAAGAUCCCAUUGAAGCAGAAUGACAAUCGUCGACGUCGAAUGGAGCGCUCAGAGACGACGCCGAACCUUGCGCUCAUGCAAACACCUCCAUCGACGCUUCAGAGAAACAACUCCACGUCACGAUCCUCCAACCUACGUCCUCAACGCAUGGAGCGAUCUGAGACUACACCCAACCUUACGACGAACCUACAACUACCAAGCUCGAUAUCAACCUUUCAACCGGGACCUCCCAUCACCAAGCCGCAAGUCAGCAGCGGAGGCGUACGAGCAGCUCUCUCGCACAAAACACAAAAGCUCUUCCGUCGCAUGAGUGAACAUCACACCUCCUCUUCCGACCAAUCAUCAAGAUCCAGCCGCGGCAUGACCGUCUCGCCCUCGAAACGACCGAACAUCACUCACAGCGGCCGUGGUAGUGACGACUCUCUAGCUAUGCAAGCAGCCAAUCAAGCAGUCUCGUCCUAUAACCUAGGCGUGACACCUAGUGGCACUGUAGAAGCCAAGAGUCCUAGCCGUGGACUGUUCUCACGUGCUGCAGGCAGUCUGAGACGAUAGGAGCGUUAUCAGCUAUGGAGUUGGCAUUGACCGGACGUCGAUCAAAACUCCUCAAGAUGCCAGGGACAGUUUACAUCUUGCUUCUUCUUACUUUUCUCUUCGCUUCUUCUCUUUUUCCCGCUUUAGCCUAAGCUCUUGGGAUACUCAUUGCUGGGGAGUCUGGGGUUUCUUUUUCUUUUUUGCCGCUUGUUCUAUUCGUAAAAACUUACUACUAUUGCUAUUACGAGAAAUGAAAUACCAACACUUCUAUGAUUGAUAUCUUCCUGAGGCAUGUUGUUUUUCUGUGUAUCAGGAGUACCUAAGAGAGCGUGAACCGAAAGAUCAUGUUGAGAGAGAGAGAGAGAGAGAGAGAGAGAGAGCCUAGCAGGAA